This is a messenger RNA of Helobdella robusta, 690 nucleotides long. RefSeq lists its product as hypothetical. The record is from RefSeq and is a predicted model, not a curated record. Bases 1 to 690 code for a protein of 229 amino acids. The transcript is spliced from 4 exons. Lineage: Eukaryota; Metazoa; Annelida; Clitellata; Rhynchobdellida; Glossiphoniidae.
AUGAUAACAAUCAAGGUAUUAGAUCGCUGGUAUAAACCAUAUCCUAACAAAGUUCGGGAGUAUAUACGUGUCCAUGAAGAGGCGCCAGCAAUCUCAAUGAGUCACUAUUAUCAAGGCGUUCAUUCACCUGAAUUUAAGCCCAGAAACGAUAAUCCAUAUAAAAUGAACCACUAUCUAACGAAAGGAACAACAGUAUCGAAUCUGAUACAAGAUGCUGGAAACAACUUUUGUAAGGAGUCAAUUUUGACAUUAUGGAAUUAUUUCUUAAAAAACAAUCCAGUGGACAGCUUGCCUGAAAAAGCCAGUAUUCAACAAAACCAGACGCUGGUCAGAUGUGCAUUGGAAUUGCUAAGAACGACAGGAGAACUGUUACUCCUCUUUCCAUGUAAUUCCGUUUUUAUGAGUGAGUGGAUGAAGAAAACUAAUUGUAAACUGUGCAACAGGGCUUGCGAAGACUUUCCACACAGUUUUCCUGACUGCUCAUUCAUCUUUCCUGAUCUGAAUCUCAAGCUAUCAAUGAAGCUGCAUAAGUUUUGUUCUAAAAGUUCCGAGGAUUCUUUAUUAUUUGUUGCUUGGAUGCUUUUGAGAAUUUUGCUUGUCAACUUGAGGAAAAUGCUUAGCAACAAAAAGAGAGGUAGUGUGUUGAGUUUAUAUGAGAAGUACCAAGAAUCAAAAAAGCAAGAUGCCUAG